Apis florea (little honeybee) is the source of this 4360-nucleotide messenger RNA. RefSeq lists its product as uncharacterized. Gene Ontology annotation, molecular function: poly(ADP-ribose) glycohydrolase activity. Lineage: Eukaryota; Metazoa; Arthropoda; Insecta; Hymenoptera; Apidae. Gene Ontology annotation, biological process: regulation of DNA repair; carbohydrate metabolic process; ATP generation from poly-ADP-D-ribose. Gene Ontology annotation, cellular component: nucleus; cytoplasm. The record is from RefSeq and is a predicted model, not a curated record.
ACCGCCGGUUGCGGCUUGUGAACAAAGUAAAAGGAAAGCCAGCCAUCGCGUGUGCACAACCGUAGUGUUGUAGUUAACGGUGGGACAUUUCGCAGUUGUAUGCUAUCUAUGCACAAAAUUGAAUUCAUUUUUUUGUAAUAAUUAAUUCGAUAAGUUUAUCGCGCCAAGUUUGUUGUGAAUGAAUUAAUUAUAUUAUAUCAAAGAUUGCUAUCCAAAGAUUGCAAAAUCCUUAUCAAAAAUCAUUUAAUUUGAUUCUAUGUAAGAUGUUCUCUACAUUUUGAAGAUGUUACAAUUACAUGUGUACUCAUGCAAUAUGCAGCAUGUUCGUUGACGCAAUGGCAUAUAUUAAGAUGUGAAUUUAUUUGUGAUUGCGUCAGCUGAUCGACAACCUAUCGAGUAAAUUAGGCGCACAAGCAAUUUAAGGUCCAUAUGGGAACCUUGAUGGAAUUUUAUAUAUUCUUCAUUGGCUAAAAUUGACUAAUGCUUUACAAAAACCGAAUCGAAAUCGAAUAUUUAAUAUUUUAAUAUUUACGGUUUGAAAUGAACCGGGAAAAGCAUCAGGAAUACAACGAGUAUUUUUAAGCGAGGAACCAAGGAUAUCGAGUUACAUGGCGCGUGAAACCUUGUUUCAUUUUAUAACCAUGGAAUAUUUAUUUUUACGCGACAUUUCGCGCGUAAACAUAUAUCUGCAAUUAGAAUGGCUCUAGUAAUGUUACCUUGUGAUUUACCAUGGUGGCCGGCUGUGGUAAAACAACUGGAGCGAGCGGCAGCUGCCAGAAAUUCCGAAGAUCUCGUGGAAGCGAUGCAAAGAUUACAUGACAUGUGCAAAUACGAGGAACAAUGCAUACUGAAAAGCAUAAGUCUCGAUCCUGAAGAGGACAUACAAGAUCCUGAAUUAUUUUCUGGAUUAGCAACUUUCCUUGAUACCGAUCUUGAUUCUACUGAACAGGAUCAAAUUUUUGUAAAUACAAUACCACGAAUGGUAGAAAGAGCAAAAGCUUUAAGAUCCUGUAAACCUCCACAAGGUUUACACUUCAGUCUUCAGCAACAAGGGGAUUGCGUCGAGUACAGUUAUGCUUUCAUUUCAUCUUUAAUCGCGAACGCGUUCUUCUCCACGUAUCCAAAAAGAACUGCGAAGACGCACCCAACUUUACGGGACUUCAAUUUCACAAAUUUUUUCAAACAUCUUCAUAAUAAUGGUCAAAAAGCCAAGCUAAGAAGCAUAUUUCGUUACUACGAUUAUCUUGAUACCGAAAACGCGUUAGAUGGAAAACUAAUAAUUUCUAGACAGGUAAUGACAUCGAAACAAUGGUUAACUAUUGAAGAUUGGUUGGAAAGUAACGUUCCUUUGUGCCCGUUGAUGAUACGCCAUGAGGGUCGCCUAGAUAGAAUAGAACCAGAAACUAAAGUUUUGCGAGUUUGCUUUGCAAGUGCUAAAUUUGGUGGCGGUGUACUUGAUGGUGAUGUUACGCAAGAAACUGUACAUAUAGUAACACAUCCCGAAAUGCUUGUGGCAAUAUUGUCUGUCGAGGCUUUAGAAGAUAACGAAGUUCUAAUUGUUGAAGGAGUUAGACAUAUAUCUAGAAUAAAUGAUCCUCGUAACAAAGCUAUAUUUGAAGCUCUGGCGAAACCAAAUAUUGUAACGGUAUGCUGUAUUGAUCCUGAAGAUUAUUCACAGUUACCUUUAUCACAAUUUGAAGAAGAUAAUAUAUUACGAGAAAUGAAUAAAUCUCUACUUGGUUUCCGACAAAGACAUAUACCGAGUAGUCCAACUGAUCCUGUAAAAUCAGAAUCAGAUAUAGAUGUAGUAGGUUCUCGGAGAUUAUCACCAAUUGGAGAAAGUUUUAGUAGCACUCCUCCAGAAAUAGAAGCAAAAUCUAUAUUACAUGAAUACAAGUAUGAUAUUUUAACAGAAAUUCGUAGUAAACCAAAUGGCAAAUCUACAAGACCAUCUAGUCCUCAUAAAAUAUAUAAUGAUACUAAUUAUACAAACAAAAGAAAUCGGUUUAUCGUUCUUGGAUCUAGUGGAGAAGUUUUACCAGUUACACGAAAAUCACUUGGUCAAAUGUCGGUUUAUAGUAGUUGUAAUAGUCAAAGUACAGACAGUUUUCAUAGUGCAAAAGAUACUAUAGAUGAAGAUUUGGAAGAAGAAGAACAAAAAUUAAAUAAACGCUACAGUACUCAGUUAGAUACCCAAGAGCGAAGAGGAACUUUCGCUCAACGUUUAAGAGAAGCGUUAAAACGAGAAAAUACAGCUACUGGAGCUACAUCAGUGAAUACUUCAUUUGGAGAGAGUAGUUAUGCAGUAGGAAUAAGCGUAUCUGGAAGUCAUGUUUGUGAUCAAGACAUCAAAGUAAAAAGAGGAGGUUCAAGAGGUUUUGUUCUACGGGAUGAAACAGUAGAUGAAGAUUUUUUGAAAGAAUCUUUAGAAGCUGAACAAAAGUGGUUAGGUAGAUUUCGGCAAAAUCAACCUAUGUUACAAAGAAAAGAUACAAGUGCUAGCAGUAGGUAUAGCUUCAGCACUGAAUAUAACUCCGAUUUUUGUUCAGAGCUUGAAGAAGUUUAUGAACAACUGGCUAAAUGGUUAGAAGAUCCUAUAGCAAACGAUGAAUCUCGCGAAUUAGAUGCGAGAGAUAGAGCUGUAGUUCAAUUUGCAGGUUCAUUAUUGAAAAGAGCUCUCAGUGAAUCAUUUGCUGGUGUUCCAGUUCAAGAGGGUGAACCACAACCUUUUAUUGAUUCUACUGAUGUAAAUCAAAGUCACAAAUUAGCUUUGGCUGUGAGAAGUUUGAGUUUAGAGCUAGCCCGUCAGAAAAAUAGGAGACAACAAUCAGUACCUGUGUCUGAAGAUAUAGAAUAUUAUGAAGAUGCUUUAAAUAAUUAUACUAUGUCAAAAGAGAUAAAGGAUAUUCAGCGUAAAAAACUUAGAACAAUAACAUUUACAUCUGAAGUUUUUCAAACAUUGGUUGAUGAUGAAACUACUAUAUAUUUAUCUAAUCCUAUUUCUUUAAUUACAUCUGGGCCAAAAGGGAAAAAUACAACAAAAUCUUUUAAUAUCAAAAAUGAUAAUAGAAUUAUACAACAAUUAGAAUCACAUAUAACAUUUAAUAUACCAAGAGAUGGUAGUCCACAAACAGGUGGAUUAUUAUCUAUUGCUACAGGUAAUUGGGGAUGUGGAUCUCGUUUAAAAGGAGAUCCACAAUUGAAACUUGUUAUUCAAUGGCUUGCUGCUUCUUUGGCAGGAGUGCCAAAAUUAAUAUAUUACACCACAGGAAAUCCCAGUUUGUCAAAGUUAGAUACUGUGAGUAGAGUUCUUAUGGAUAGACAUUGGUCAGUUGGUGAUUUAGCUGCGGCAACAUUAAGAUUUGCAUUACAUAUUAUUGAAGAAAGAACAGAAGGGAGAAAUACUCUUUUUGAAGAAAUAAUUGGUAUGGAUAAACCAAGUCCUUAGCCCGAUUCAAUGCUGUCAGUUUUGGUAGAUAUACUUGCUACUAUGAUUGAAGACAGCCUAUUAAAUACUUGAAGAUAAUACCAAAAUAGUACAACAAAUGAGCGUGUGUCUUUUGCAAUUUUUGAAAGUAAAAAAAAUGUAUUUCAGAAAUUAUUUGUAGGAAAUCUUACAGUGAGAAAAGAUUUUAAUUUUUUAAGAUUUAUAUAAAUCAGAAGAAAGAAGAAGAAUCAGAAGAAGAAAAUGAAUUUUGUGAAUUAAACAUUUCAUAUCAAUAUCAAACAAAUUCGCACAACUUAUGACGUACAAAGAUAAAAACUGAAAAUUUCGUAUACAUUUUAGAAAAUAUUAUACUACAUAUUAUACAAAUAAUAUCAAAAUAUUCUUCGUGUAACAUAAGUAACAUAAUUAUUUAGUGAAAUUAUAUGCAAAAAAUUUCACUAAAAUGAAAUUUGUCCAAGUUCAAUUAUUCUAGUCAUAUGAAAAGUCAAUUCUGUUUUAUGUUUACGGAUAAUACAUAAGAUAUGUAACUUAACAGUUAUCUGCAAUAAUUAACGAGGCACAAUAUACUAUACUAUAUUUUGUACAGUAUAAUAUUUAUAAGUUAUAUAUAUUAAGUAAAAAUAUAUGUAAUACUCAAAUAGAUUUUUAGAUAAAGAUUAUAGUCGUAUUUUAUAGGCCGCUUUUUUAUAUUUGAAUAUAAUUUAUACAAAAUAGAUUACAUAAACUAUAAAAAAUUAAAUAUGUAAGAAGAAAGGAAUGUGGCCUCUGAAAAUAUAAAUAUAAAAUAUAUAUACAUACUAUGAGACGUCUUCCAUAAAAAAACAUAUAAUAACAUCUAUAUCAGCCAUUUGUAAAUACAUUCUCGAUGUACGUUUCACUUUAAAAAAUAUUAUAUUAGAAUGUGUUUCAAAA